Messenger RNA from Pogona vitticeps (central bearded dragon), 1143 nucleotides. It is a transcript of the gene CUTC, whose product is annotated as cutC copper transporter. Lineage: Eukaryota; Metazoa; Chordata; Lepidosauria; Squamata; Agamidae. The record is from RefSeq and is a predicted model, not a curated record. Gene Ontology annotation, molecular function: copper ion binding.
GGGUGGCCGUGAGCCCACGUGACGGGUCAGAAGACACCUCCUGGCUUGGCUCGCGCUCGCUGGCACGCGCGCGCGCGCGCCGUCAAGACAGGAAUGGCCAAUGGCUUUCUUAUGGAAGUAUGUGUUGAUUCAGUGGAGUCUGCUGUAAAUGCAGAGAGAGGAGGUGCUGGACGCCUUGAAUUGUGUGCCAAUUUGAUGGAAGGAGGAACAACACCCAGUAUAGGGCUUCUGCAAGUGGUGAAGCAGUGUACACGUGUGCCUGUUUUUGUGAUGAUCCGCCCUCGUGGGGGAGAUUUCCUCUAUUCAGACCGGGAAAUAGAGGUGAUGAAGGCUGACAUCCGACUCGCCAAGCAACACGGGGCAGAUGGGCUGGUGUUUGGAGCCUUGACAGAGGAUGGGCGUGUGGACACAGAGCUUUGCACAACACUGUCGGCUGCUUCUCGCCCACUGCCAGUCACUUUCCAUAGAGCUUUUGACAUGGUGUAUGAUCCUUUGGCUGCCUUGGAAACGCUGAUAUCAAUGGGUUUUGAACGGGUAUUGACUAGCGGGUGUGACAGCUCUGCCCUAGAGGGUCUGCCUUUGAUAAAGCGGUUGACAGAUCAGGCAAAGGGUAGGAUUGUCGUAAUGCCAGGGGGAGGCAUCACUGAGAGAAAUCUCCAGAGAAUCCUGGAAGGCUCUGGUGCUUCUGAGUUUCACUGCUCUGCACGUUCAGCCAAGGACUCCGGCAUGAAGUUCAGAAACUCCAGUGUUACCAUGGGGACCUACCUUUCUACACCUGAAUAUUCCAUCAAGGUGGCAGAUGUGGCUAAAGUGAGGACCCUGAAUGCAAUUGCAAAGAACAUCCUGUAGCACAAGAUACUGCAGAGCAGGAAGACUCAGCACCCUGGGAUGUGCCCAGUCUUUAGGCUUAGACAUUUCAAUAGCACUGAAAGGAAACGGGUCAACUAACUGAAGACACCUGUGCUUGUUUUUAAUCUUAUUCCUACUUCUUAGACUUGCUCCACAGAGUCCCUUCCUUUGAUGUGAUCAUCCCAUUUGUCUGUGGGGAGUGAACUAUGGGGAGGGCUGGGGCUUAGCUGAAGGGGCACUUACCCUCUCUGUGAUAAUCACUUCUCAAAUAAACCCCAAAGCUGCUCCACCUCA